AUGGACGUUCGGAGCAUUCUAUACGCUACCUUUAUCUUACCCACGAUUGCACUUGCAACAUGCACUUGUUGUCAGGCUUUGACGAGUGUCCUAGGCUCAAGCGUAGUAUAUCCAAAUAGCACGGCAUACGAAUGCUCGGUGUCGUCGUACUGGUCGCAGCAAGAGCAGCUGAUCAGUCCUUCAUGCGUUUUGUCCGCCACUUCCGCUGAGGAUGUCUCCAAAGCACUGCGGGUUCUGGUUCCCAAGGCCUGCAAGUUUGCUGUGCGCAGUGGUGGUCAUGGAGCAAUUGCUGGGAUUGCCAAUAUUCAAGACGGAGUGACUAUUGACCUCAGUGCUUUGAAUUGGACUGUUCCCUCCGCGGACGGAAGCCUCGUGUCAGUCGGGCCUGGACAGCGAUGGGGAGGGCUAUAUACGGCCCUAGACACUAUCGGAGUGUCUGUACCAGGAGGUAGAGAUAGUCCGGUGGGAGUGGGAGGGACUACUUUGGGUGGUGGCUUCGGCUACUUUGCUACGAAAGCUGGAUUUGCCUGUGACAGCGUGGUCGAAUAUCAGGUGGUCCUUGCGAAUGGCAGAAUUGUCAACGCGACGAAGGACAAGGAGCACGAUCUUUGGCUGGCUCUCAAAGGAGGAUCCAAUAACUUUGGUAUUGUGACCAACUUUGUCUUCAAAACGUUUCCUCUAGGGGAGGUAUGGGGAGGGGAUAUCUACUACCCAGUGAGCACACUGGACCAACAGCUGGACGCAUUCCAUCGCUUCACCUCCAAUCCCAACUACGACGUCAAGGCCGGCCUCAUCCACAACUUUGCGUUCAGCCCAGCCACGGGUCCUAUGCUCACCAACCAAUUAGCCUACGCGAGUCCCCAAGAGAAUCCAGCCCCUUUCAAACCAUUCACUUCUAUCCAGCCUCAAAUGAUGGCCAGUGCUCAGGUGAUGUCACUAGGAGCUCUCGCGGCCAAGGGAGGUUCGCUGUCACCAAACUCUCGCCAACAAAUCACAUUCGCGGUCACCUUUGAGAACGACCUCGACUUGCUGAAGCAAGUCUUUGAGAUAUGGAAUGGGAGCACCACUGACGUAGCAGCUAUCCCCAGUAUCCAAUGGACCAUUAGCCUGGAACCCAUAGUCCCCGCCAUAGCAUAUCAGAGUGCGACCAGAGGGGGCAAUGUCCUGGGGUUAGACGUACCCCGGCAAGGUCUCGUCCUGGCACUGCUAUCGGCCACAUUCAACCAUUCACAGGAGUAUCCCACAGUCAGUGCGGCGGCCGAGAGACUCUCGAACAACAUCGUCCGUGCCGCCAAGGCAGCUGGCGCCUAUAAUCCGUAUAUUGACCUCAACCAUGCUGCGUCCUGGCAGGAUCCUAUAGCGAGCUAUGGGAAUGGAAUACAAGCGUUUCUGAGACGGACUGCAGGGAAAUAUGACCCUCAAGGUGUCUUCCAACGUCUGUGUCCGGGGGGGUUCAAAGUCAAUUGA
Molecule: messenger RNA, 1467 nt
Organism: Aspergillus udagawae
Lineage: Eukaryota; Fungi; Ascomycota; Eurotiomycetes; Eurotiales; Aspergillaceae
Product: FAD-binding oxidoreductase
Exons: 4
Coding region: 1-1467 (488 amino acids)
Molecular function (GO): FAD binding
Source: RefSeq, a predicted model, not a curated record